UAGAAAAAUGUGACGCGUUCCUGCUCUUCUACAAGAAGCAAGCGUAGAUUGGUAGAGGUGGACGGUAAAAGUGGGGCUCAGAACGCCAGAGAACACGUCCAGCGGUCAGGAUGUAUUCAGGCAGCGUACAGGACAAAAAGGUCCCUGGUGUGGCGGGGGCAGGGGCAAGAUACGCUAAGAAAAAGAUAAAGUCCUCCAAGAACGGCUGGGUGGGGAUUGACGAAAGUGACGCCAAACUGGCAAAUCAGGACAUAGAUGACGACCUGUCCCACUCACUGGACAGGAUCCACCUCCAGAAGUACCGCACGAUGAUAGAGAGAACCUACGACACCAGAGGCAUCAGGAGACAGCACACCGACCUGUCCAUCCAGAGGGACAUCGCUCAGAAACUCGACCUCGACUCCGCACUGAGCAGGCCGCCGCGGUCAAAGCUCGAACGGCCAGGGAGCAGCUCCCUAGCGGAUUCCGGCAGGACUGCAGCUGGGAGGAGACCGAGAACGGCAACGUCGACUAGCGGCAGGCAGAAGAAUCGCAGGAACGCCACGGCUGUCGCUCCGAACCGUGAGCGUUUGCUACGAACCAGAAGCGCAGCCUCUUUUAGUGGAAAAUCAGAAUCAGACGAGAAACGAGAGAGGACUUUUUCAGUGGACUCAGAACUUUCAGAGAUCUCAAAAAGUGGGAGUAGUGAGACCAGUACUAGUACUGAAGCGGACAACAUGAGUGUUGUUACUGCGGGUACGCAACCUAGACUACUAAGGAGAAACAGGCCGAGUACGGUCUCGGGUGACAGAGUACUCGAACGUACAAAUAGACACCACAACGAUCCGUACUAUGGAAAAUCUCCCUACACAUUGACGACGUCAACGUAUUCGUUAUCGGGAGCUGCACUAUCACCUAAUGCCAUUAGGGGGCGUCCCAGACCGAAGACAGCCGUUCCGCCGACUCGGGCCACAUUAAGAAACUCACGGGCCGAGGCCCAGUCUUUAAGACUAUUGAAAUCUAAGACACACAUAGACGAACUACUUGGAUCUGAGAUAGAAGCCAGGAGAAAAGCCUUGGAGGAACAGAGGAAAGCGCUGAAGGAGGAGACGGAAAGAAAACUUCGAGAAAAGGUGGAAAACUUUUGCCAGAGAUUGGACGAAUUUAAGAAACAGCAGAAAGACGAAGCAAAGAUGUUCCGACCGAACUUAACAAAGUUUAAUUUCGCAGACUUUUAG
Molecule: messenger RNA, 1217 nt
Organism: Branchiostoma belcheri (Belcher's lancelet)
Lineage: Eukaryota; Metazoa; Chordata; Leptocardii; Amphioxiformes; Branchiostomatidae
Exons: 3
Coding region: 111-1217 (368 amino acids)
Source: RefSeq, a predicted model, not a curated record